AUGGGUGUUGGUCGCCGUAUGAAGAAGCAGGGCCCUCCGGCCCCGCUCGACGAGUCAAAAAUCACUAUGCUCAAGAAACGCAAGGCUGGCGUGGCAGAGGCGCCUCCGAAGCCUGCACCAGCAAAGCGUCGCAGAUCCGAUGCCGAUGAGGCUGGCUCGAAGAAGGAAGCCCCUAAGAAGAAGAAGGUCAAUGAUGCACCUCCAAAGCCCCAGCCGAAGAAGCAGCCAUCGGCCUCAAAGAAGCCCAUUCCUGUGCCUAUGUCUGAUGAUGACGAAGAUAUGGAGGAUGACGAUGAGUUCGAUGAUCUUGAUGGGAUCAGUGAAGGCUCAAUGGAUAGCGAUGAUGAAGUCGAAGGAUUGUCGGAUCUGGAGGAUGAUAACUCAGUUGUUGAUUCUGACGAGGAGCGCCAAACUCGUGGAGCCAUGUUUUCUGACGACGAGGAUUCCGAGGCCGAGGAGAGGUUGACCGCCGCAAACAUCGAGGGUCUGUCGCGGAAAUUGGAUGCCGAGCAGGAGCAGGAGAACGAAGAGGCCGAGCAGGAAUUGCAGGAGGCCGCCCUGCAGACCAACAUCGCUGCACCCGACGUGUUCGCCGACCAAAACCAGCAGGGACUCGCUCCUGACCUGCAGCUGCUUCGCCAGCGUAUCACAGACACCAUUCGAAUUCUGGGUGAUCUGAAGACCCUCGGCCAACCCGGAAAGUCACGUACUGAUUACAUCGAUCUCCUUCUUGACGAUAUCUGCACUUACUAUGGUUAUACCCGAUUCUUGGCCGAGAAGCUGUUCAACCUGUUCACUCCUAUGGAAGCCUUUGCGUUCUUCGAGGCCAACGAGACCCCUCGCCCUGUCGUUAUCCGUACCAAUACCCUGCGAACCAACCGCCGAUCACUCGCCCAAGCCCUUAUCAACCGUGGUGUUGUCCUUGAGCCCGUUGGUAAAUGGUCCAAGGUUGGCCUACAGGUUUUCGAGUCCCCGGUCCCCCUGGGUGCCACUCCCGAGUACCUCGCCGGCCACUACAUUCUCCAGGCAGCCUCCUCUUUCCUUCCCGUCAUGGCUCUCGCUCCCCAGCCUAAUGAGCGUGUCCUCGAUAUGGCAUCUGCCCCCGGUGGUAAGACAACAUACAUGUCUGCUUUGAUGCGCAAUACUGGAUGCGUUGUCGCGAACGAUGCCAGUAAGCCUCGUGCCAAGGGUUUGAUUGGUAACAUCCACCGUCUUGGCUGCAAGAAUACUAUUGUGACGAACAUGGAUGCCCGCACUGCCUUCCCCAAGGCUAUGGGUGGCUUCGAUCGUGUUCUGCUUGAUGCUCCCUGCACUGGUACUGGUGUUAUCUCGAAGGAUCCCGGUGUCAAGACUUCCAAGAAUGAGCGUGAUUUCCUUGCUAUUCCCCACAUGCAGCGCCAGCUUCUUUUGGCUGCAAUUGACUCCGUGGAUCACGCCUCCAAGACCGGUGGAUACGUUGUCUACUCUACUUGCAGUGUGACGGUCGAAGAGAACGAGGCUGUCGUGCAGUAUGUGCUUCGUAAGCGUCCCAAUGUCAAAAUUGUGGACACUGGUCUCGGUAGCUUCGGCAGCCCUGGAUUCCUCAGCUACAUGGGCAAGACUUUCGAUCCUAAGAUGGCGCUCACCCGCCGUUACUUCCCGCACCGCGAGAACGUCGAUGGUUUCUAUGUCUGCAAGCUCAAGAAGACUGCCGUGACCCCUGUUGCCAAGUCAGAGGAUAAAGAGUCCCGAUCUAAGGGCCCCAAGAAGGCUCGCACUGCUUCCUCAGCCGCGUCCUCGGAUGAUGAGGAGGUCGUUGACCGUACUCCCAUUGUUGAUGAGAACGGACAUGCCGCUGAUUUCGAGGGGGGUGCAUUCACCGCGUUCGAGGAUCCCGAGGACGUCGAGCGCAUUGCUCGUGCCGAGCGCAACCGUCUACGCCGCAAGGGUCUCAACCCCAAGGGUGUUCUGAACAAGCCUAAGAAGACCAAGGCACAGGUGUCAGAGGAGACAAGCGAAACAUCGGCUCCAAUCCAGGGAGAAGAGCCUAAGCCAACUACCUCAAAGAAGUCCACUAAUGAGCCAAAAGGCGAGAAGAAGACUGUGACCAAGGAAGUUAAGGCCAAGGAAGAAAAGAAGCCAAUCACAGCGGAAAAGGAAGAGAAGAAGACCAAGGAAGAGAAGAAGACCGUGGCCAAGGGCAACGGGGCGAAGAAGGAUAAGAAGCCGGCCAAGAAAGCCAGCAAAUGA
Penicillium paradoxum is the source of this 2229-nucleotide messenger RNA. RefSeq names its product rRNA (cytosine-C5-)-methyltransferase NOP2. Gene Ontology annotation, cellular component: nucleolus. Bases 1 to 2229 code for a protein of 742 amino acids. Gene Ontology annotation, molecular function: rRNA (cytosine-C5-)-methyltransferase activity; RNA binding. The record is from RefSeq and is a predicted model, not a curated record. The transcript has a single exon. Lineage: Eukaryota; Fungi; Ascomycota; Eurotiomycetes; Eurotiales; Aspergillaceae. Gene Ontology annotation, biological process: rRNA base methylation; maturation of LSU-rRNA.